Molecule: messenger RNA, 1943 nt
Organism: Hydra vulgaris (swiftwater hydra)
Lineage: Eukaryota; Metazoa; Cnidaria; Hydrozoa; Anthoathecata; Hydridae
Product: IQ calmodulin-binding motif-containing protein 1
Biological process (GO): cilium assembly
Cellular component (GO): cilium
Molecular function (GO): calmodulin binding
Source: RefSeq, a predicted model, not a curated record
UGGAGGUCAUUCCUACAAACAGUGACUUAGUGCACUUGGCUAGUGCAAUUGCAGAUGCUGAAGAUUUUGCUAUUCCUAUUCUACUGCUUGACUUAAAAAAAAUAAUUGACAAUGAGCAAACAGAUAAGCAACGUGCACUAAUUCUGUCUGAUGUUCGAAAAUUUGAAUUUCCUCAAAUCAUACUAACAGUACUGGAACAAGAUUUUCGUUUAGUAACUGGUUCUUGGUAUACUGCAUGUCAGUUAUGUUCCAUAUUAGUUGAAUGCUGUUAUGGUUAUGCAGAUGCAAGCAAAGAUGGAUAUCCCUUAACUAUUGUUUCUGUUAUAUUAAAAGUCAUUACAAAAAUAAUCCAAAAUCAUAAAGGAGCUGAUAAAUCUACCAAGCAAGUUUUGUGUUCUAACAUAUCAAUGUUAGUUUCUACAUUAACAGACUGUAUGAAAUGUUAUUCAUACAUCAUAGUAUCAGUAUUAUCAUCGAAAAGCUUCAUGCAGUUUUUUAUCUAUGAAGAUGAAAAUGUAUCCUUGGUUGCAUUUUCUUGUUUAAAAAACGCAAUCAGAAUUGACAAAAGCGCUUUUUAUCAUGUACCUGAAAGUCUUUCAAAUAUUCUUAAUGAAAUUACUUUUAAGAUCACCUCUACACAUGAAAAAACCGUUGCAAGAUCUGGUAUCAAUACAUACCUAAUGUUGGUUUCUGUUUAUCCUCAUAUAUGUCUUUCUCCAAAUAAACAAAAUGAAAGCUUCAAAAAAUGUCUGUUUAAGUGGAAAGGAAAAGGUUUUGAUGGUGAUAUUGAAAAGCUAGUUAAAGUUUUGGAUUCAUUUGAACAACAACAAUUUUGCUCAAAUAAAAUGGACUUUUUUGCAACAAAAAUACAGUCUGUUUACAGAGGGUAUAUUUGUAGAAAGCAAAUUAAAAAAGCACACAGGUCAAUCACUUUACUUAAAAAGACAUAUCUGGAAAAAAAAAAAGACCAGGAACAGAAAAAAUUGGACCAAAGAUUAGAAAAAGAGAAAAUACAUUACGAAACUUUAAAAAAACGGCAAUUAUUUUUUGACUCUAGACAAAAAACUUUGCAGGCCAUUGAAGGCAUACCAGCUGGAACAGUUGAUGAUUUUUUUUAUAGUCUACAAAAUGAGGCGGCUAAAAAAAUUCAAGCUGUUUGGGUUGGCUAUAAGACUAGAACAAUAUUAAAUUCACAAGUUCCACACUUAAUCAGAACCAAGGCUGCUAUUUUAAUUCAGAGAACGGUACGUAAGUGGUUAGAAAAAAUUCGUAGAAAAAAACAUGAUGCAUUAACUGAACUUCUCCCUAGUGGAUUAUCUGAUGAAAGGAAAGUUGAACUACAAUGUCUUAUUGGGAACAUAAGAGAACGAUUCCAGGUUUCAAAUAUUUCUGAUGAAGACCUGAAAGUCAUUCAUGAAAAGAGUUUUAACAUGUUAAAUGCACACGUGUCAAAUUUGAAGCAAAUUCGACGCAAAGAUGCUCACCGAAGAGCUUUAUUAGCUCAUUUACAAGUACAAAACCAGCAGUUUUCUUUACUUCCCUCACUUAAAGAUGUUAAUAAUGUUCAUGUAGAACAACUUUCUUCACGUGCAACACCUAUUAUUAUUGCGGCUCGACAAGCGCACGUUGAUUAUAUGAAAUCGUUGAACCAGCCAUGGUGGAAAAAAAAUACCAAUGUUUUAAAUGAAUGUAGUUUAAUUAACGAUAAACUAUUUUAAUCUAAAAAAAAUUGCUGUAAAUUUUAUUAAUACUGUAUUAUUCAUGUAAAUCUUUAAACUUUGUACAGUAAUAAGUUUAUUAUUAUUAUAUUAAUUUUACAUUAUUAAUUUAAACUAGCAGUCGAAAACUGAAAUUGGGUCGUUGUAGAUCUAUUUCUUUACCCCAUUUAUUCUUUGCAUACUCUAUUUCAAAAUUCUUUAGUAAAUUGCACAAGGAAAAACCUU